Schistosoma rodhaini is the source of this 2818-nucleotide messenger RNA. NCBI's taxonomy places the organism in Eukaryota, Metazoa, Platyhelminthes, Trematoda, Strigeidida, Schistosomatidae. The record is from the annotation of a GenBank genome assembly.
UCGAAUUAAAAUAUCUAAUAAUAAUAUGAGUUCUGUUUUUUCCAAAAUUUUAUUUCUAUGAAUAUAUAUUGUUUUUUUACUUUUAUCUGAAUUGGUGUCUUUUCAAACAAGUAAUAUGUUGUUCUAACCUGAUGAAUCCAGUUGGAUUUUCAGAUAACUAGCUUUUCAAUAAUUUGUUUGGAUGUAUCAACAGUGCUUUCAAAUUACUUUAGGGGAGUUGUGGAGAUUGUUGAAUUUCGAAUCUUACACCACUGACUAAUCUUAUACAGCCAUUGAAAAAACAGAGAGCACUGAAUACCUGUUUCAUUACAUUAUGAGAUCUAAGUGGUGCUCAUCCACAAUCCCUUUUGGUAUCGAACUCAGGAUAUUCAGACCUCACAGCGAGCACUCGAUUUCCAGACCACUAAGGGAGCUUACAUGUCUAACUUGAGCUCUUGAGGUUUUAGGUUUUGAUCUGCAAUGGUGUCGUGAAUAUUCACUACUGAGAGGUCUUAUAUUAAGACAAAACAGCUGUCUCAUUUUUCUUGGUUUUUCAGUAGUUGUCAAAUUAAGAUCCAUCCAGGAUAUAAACUAGGAAUACUUUCACGUAUUAUUCUUCGUUUAUCACUUGUGAUAUUUAAAUUGGUAAACGCUUAACUUCGUGAUCUGUCACUUUAACAUCGUUAGAUGUUGAUAAAAGAUUAUUUUAUGUACACUUUACUUGAAUUUUAUACUUCAAUGAAGUGUUUGUUUGAAAUGCUCACAUAGAAUUUUGUUCUCAAAUUUCAGAAGGUUCACUUUUCAUAUCCAAAUAUAUAAACUCCAUACUAAUAUAUUCCUAUGGUAGCAUAAACUAUAAUUUCGAACAUUACGUGUUGAGUUUUUUAAAGCUCAAAUUUUUAUGUAUUGAGUAACUCGCCAUUACAUCUCAAACAUUUUUUACUUAGAUCGAUGAGGAAGGUAUAUGCAGAAAAUCGAAGGGUAUAUACUCGUCCACAUGGAAUCGAACCAUAACCAUAUGCUGUGCCAUCUAAUUUUUUAAAACUAAAACCGACUGGUUGGAAUACUGCAUCUGUCUCUUGCUGCGGCUUUGAUUUACCUCCGACUCUUGACUUAUCAUAAUCCACGUUAGCUGAAGCUUCCUAUUUAGUAUCAGGGACGAGUCUAUUGAAUGUGUCAGUAUUUCAGUUGAUAACGCUCAGUCAACACUACAAAUUAGAAAUCAUGAAAUUAGGUACUCCAUAGUCAUUAUAUUGAUCGAUUCCGAUAAUUUUUUCAAUGCUCCUUUAGUUAUACUCUACAGUAAAUUGUUAACAGAUAAGUUAAUACACCGAUGAAUAACUAUUAAAUGUAGUUAUUUAUCUACCGUGUUUCAUCCAUCCUUUUUUGCUAGAUUAUGUUUUUCGAUAUUCUGAAUAAUUUUGCUUGAAAUAACUCGUUACAAUCCUUUUUCGUUGUGGUUAUUUUUUAGUAAGGAAUGGCCCCAAGAACUUUUCGGUGGUCAAAACGAGAUUGCUUAUCACCUGAAACCGAAACAAUUAAUUUGGUCGCCCUUGUAUUCGAAGAUUCUGAAUUAUUUGAAGCGGAAGCAGCUGAAUUAAGUGUUGACGAGUCAGACGACUCUUUUUCUCUACUUAUUCGUAAUGACAGUUUAUUCGGUGAAAUCUGUUCAGAGGAAUACAGUACAUUACCUAGAAGCUAUCAUUCAAAUUUAUCUGCGCAUAGUUUGGCGACAACUUCAAUUGUAACGCCAACUCAUCAUGCACAAACAAUAGAAUUUAAUUUAAUUUCUACCUCACCAUUUGAGUCACCUGGAUCAAAUUCUAAUGAUCAUAAAUCACAUUCCUCUUCAAGUUUCAUUGAUAUUGGUCGAAUUCAUGGUUUUCUUUCCACGUUGCCUGUUCAUGUCUUGAAUAUCAGUACCACUUUACCUUGUUCACCUUCUUCGUGGCCGUGGCAUUUACUUGCUUACACUGAUUUUCCAGAUUUUGUGCAUGCUAUUACUUCUGAUUUAAACUGUUUCCGGAAUUUAUUCAAUGGAAAUACGAGUAAACAUUCAAAUUUUAUUGAUGUUAUCCCAUGUGAUUCAGCGUUUGACUUGACAACUUGUAAUUUAACAUGUUGUCAAGCUGAAGUUGAACUAGUUCAAUGUGAUGAUACAUUCAUCCAAACUAAUUAUCAAAUGAGAUGUUUCAAUCCAUCAACCUCAACAACGACAAAUGUAAAAGACAGUGCAAUAAUUAUUCAUAAAUGUCUUCAAGCUAGUCAAAAGUUAGUCCCAGUUUUGUUUGCUGGAGACCAACUUAAAAUCGGUGAUGGAAUAAAUAUUGUCUUAUUCCCUUUAUCCGGUCUACAUCCAAAUCUCUUAAAUGAUAGUCAAUUGUGCCAUGCCACCUUUACAGCUGUAUACUUACUCCUCAUUAAUGAUGAUUCCAAACCUGAAAUUUAUACCAAUGUGGAUGUAUCAGUAUCUAAUACAAGUACCAAUCACGUACAAAACAUUGAAGUGUCUUAUGAUCGUGGCCUUCUGGAGGAUACUUUUUCUGAUAAAAAUGACCAGCUAAACAAUACACCUGUCGUUCUUGCACUUCUAGUUCAAAUUUUACCAUCAAAUAAGCUUACUUGUCCGAUCACAGUUAACCAUAAGUUAUAUCCAUUUUCUAUGGCAUCUGAUUCAAAGUUAUUUAAUGGCCAAAAGUUUACCGUUCUUUUGGCUGUGGUCGAUUUGUUAGUUAGUAAGGAUGGUAAUGAUGAAUUUCAGUUACACAGUGUCUUGCAUCAACGUUUAACUUAUUUAUCCGACUUCAAAUUUGAACUUUUUUUCCACAACCAAGCAUAG